AUGAACAUAGCUUCCCAUUGGAACUCGCUGAUUCUCACCCCACUCAAGAGGUUUCUGCCAGCUGGCCCGGUACUCAUCGUCAUCGACGUGUUCGAUGAAUGUAGCUCCUCCCGCGAUCUGCUGCUGAAGCUGGUCACGGGGAGUUCUGGCAGCCUUCCUCCUAAUCUGCGCAUCCUUGUCAAUUCCCGUCCUGAGCGCGAUGUCAGGGUCGCUAUACGCUGCGCUCACAGCGACCAUUUGCGCUCAAUGGACCUCAACGAGAAGAAUGGAGAGGCGAGGUUGGACAUCGAGUACUACAUCCGUCACCAACUUACUUCUGAUGAGCCCCAUAUCGACGGAACGCUGGACGACAGAGACUUCCAAGAACUGGCUAACGAGUCGGAGGGCCUGUUCCAGUGGGCGGCAAUGGUAUGCAGAGCUAUCAAUCACAAGCCGGCCGGUCGCACGCUGAAGGAGCGGUUCCGUAGUCGUCCGCGCGCUGCGCAAGGUAAAGAGUACCCCCUCGAUCCCCUCUACAAACAAGUGUUAGGGAACCUGUUCAAGUCCGAAGACGCGGAACUCAUGGAUCACUUUCGUUCUGUUAUGGCCCAGAUCCUUUGCACCCCUUUCCCCAUUUCCACCCAAUUGACAGAUGAACUACGUCGCAUUGCAACUGGCGUUCAGGAGAACAAGGUUACUCUCAUAGUGGCGGACAUGGGACCACUUCUCUCUGGUGUAUCCACCCGGACAUCUCCCAUCCGUCCGCUUCACACAUCGUUCCGUGACUUCUUGACUGAUGCGGCUCGAAGCGGGGAGUGGUUUGUCGACCUGGCACGGGGGCAUUCCAUCAUGGCGCUCGGUUGCCUCCGCGUCAUGAACAAUCGACUGGCCUUCAACAUCUGCCGCUUGGAGACGUCCUACAUCCUGAACCGUGACAUUCCUGAUCUGGACUCCCGCCUUUCCACCUACGUUCCCCAAAGCCUGUUGUACGCGGCAUGCAACUGGAAUGAUCACCUCGCUACCACUCAUCUAUCGGACCUGCAACAAGAACUCAGCAUGUUUUUGCGAGAGAGGCUUCUGUUCUGGUUCGAAUUGCUCGGCCUCCUCAAGUGCGUCAAUCGCGCCGCACCUUCGUUGGAAGCCGCACUCAAGGGUGAUCCAUUGAAGGAGCUGUUGCGUGAUGCGAUUUCCUUCGUCCGCCGCUUUGCUGGUGUAAUAGCCCAGGCCGCUCCUCACGUCUACAUCUCAGCUCUGCCCUUCCCUCCGACGUUAUCCAAGGUCCGGACGAUGUAUCUCCCAUAUUUCCCCUCUCUUCCACUCAUUGAUGGUGUUUGUGACCAUUGGCCGCAGGCUCAUGCCGUACUGUCGAGGCACACAGGCUGGGUCUGUUCCGUGGCAUACUCCCCUGACGGCCGGCACAUAGUAUCAGGAUCGGGAGACAAGACGGUGCGAGUAUGGGAUGCAGAGACGGGCGAAGCAAUCCUGGAGCUGUCUUGUGGCGACUGGGUUUCUGGGGUUGCUUUCUCGCCGGAUGGCCGUCACAUUGCCGCAGCGCUCGAUGAUUUGACGGUGCAGAUAUGGGAUUCCACGACAGGGGAGGCUGUUUGCGAACCUCUCCGGGGUCAUGAGGGUGCAGUGUGGUGUAUCGCGUACUCUCCAGAUGGACGUCGCAUUGUAUCUGGCGAUAGUCGUGGUCGUAUUUGCAUCUGGUCCACGGAGACACUCAGGAUGGUUUAUAAGCCUAUCCCUGGCCAUGCAUCCCACGUCAACUGCGUUGCCUUCUCUCCGACUAGUCAGUACAUCGCGUCGGGUUCUGAGGAUAAAACAGUGCGGGUUUGGGACGCCGUAGAGGGACGUGCUGUCAGGGAGCCCUUCGAAGGCCAUACGUCGACUAUCUCUUCCGUCCUUUUCUCGCUGGAUGGUCUUCUGAUUGUCUCGGGAUCAUGGGACUCGACAAUCCGGAUCUGGGACUUCAAGAACCAACAGUCGUUGCACACGAUAUCCCACCACCUUCUAGAUGACGUAUGGUCUCUCUCGCUCUCUCCCGACGGCGGGCGCAUCGCUUAUGGAUUGAAGAACGGUAGCAUCCUCAUAUGGGAUGUGGAGAAACACGGGAUUGUCGCGGGGCCAUUUGUUGUGCACAGCAACCGGGUACGCGCUGUUAGCUUUUCACCUGACGGUCGCCAUGUCGUAUCCGGCUCGGAUGAUGCGACGAUACGGAUAUGGUCUACAGAGGAGAGCACAAGUGUAGAAAGCCCUGGCGAUGUCUCCUCCGAUUCAUCAGAUUCCGCCCCCACGAGCUCCGUGCGCUCGCUUGCGUACUCGCCUGACGGACGCCGAAUCAUAUCGGGCUCUUUAGAUGGCACGAUCGACGUGUGGGAUGCGGACACUGGCAAAUCCAUCGGCGGGCAUCUGAAGGGCCAUUCCCGCCGCAUAACUCGCAUCAGGUUCUCUCCGGAUGGCGGUCGCUUUGUUUCCUCAUCGGGGGAUCACACCCUUCGUGUAUGGGACUCGACUACACUCCAACCCCUCAGAGAACCUCUACAUGGCCAUACGGACUGGGUACAGGACAUUGAUUACUCCCCAGACGGCCGCCGGAUUGUCUCAUGUUCGCACGAUGGCACUAUUCGCAUCUGGGAUGCCGAGACAUACGAGUGUCUUCUCGGGCCUUUGUAUGGGCAUAAAGAUUGGGUCACGUGCAUUGCGUGGUCACCGGAUGGCAAGCACAUCGCAUCAGGCUCGUGGGAUAGAACAGUGCGGGUGUGGGAUGCUGAGACGGGGCACGCUGUUGGCAAGCCAUUCAGGGGCCACAAAGGCUGGGUCUUGUCUGUUUCAUGGUCCAUGGAUGGCCGGUAUGUACUGUCAUCCAGCGAGGACGGCACAAUCAGAUUCUGGGAUACAGAGAAAUGGGAAGAAGAAGGCGAGCCUUUACGCGGCCACGCCGACGCUGUGUACAAUGUGAUGUACACUCCGGACUACCAACAGAUUGUGUCCGGAGGCGAGGACGGGACCAUCUGGAUGUGGGAUGCACAGACACGACAGCCUGUUGGAAAAAGCCUGUCUAAUUGGUUCGGAAGUGUUAAUUCCCUUGCGCUCUCCCCGGAUGGUCGCCGUAUCAUAUCAGGUUCGUACCGGUCCACCCGAAUUGUUGUUUGGAAUGUAAACACUUUCACAGGCAAGUGGCAUCUCCUUUCUUACGUCUGA
Messenger RNA from Dichomitus squalens LYAD-421 SS1, 3183 nucleotides. Its product is annotated as WD40 repeat-like protein. The record is from RefSeq and is a predicted model, not a curated record. NCBI's taxonomy places the organism in Eukaryota, Fungi, Basidiomycota, Agaricomycetes, Polyporales, Polyporaceae. Bases 1 to 3183 code for a protein of 1060 amino acids. The transcript has 2 exons. Gene Ontology annotation, molecular function: protein binding.